AUGGUCGCUUCAACGGCGCUCGAGCCCAUGAGCAUCAUCAUCGACGAUGCGGACUUUCCAACCCAAUCGAAAGGCUUUCCUGGCGGACUUCGUACGCCCAUCGACAGUCCAUCGUAUCCGUCUCGCUUCAACGACACCUUGACGGUCUUUGAUCUCUCGGGCCUUACCCUGGCUGGGCCGUGGACUCUUCAGGCAGAUGGGAUUUCUAUGGCGCUCUAUGGAAUGACGCCGCCAAAUUUGCCUUACUUCAACGGCAAAAACUUCAAUCAGACAAUCUUGGUCGGCGAUUCGACUCGCUCUGGCUCAAAUACAAGCGAUGCUAAAACCUUUACAUCAUACCCAUACCCCGCUCCUGCUUCCCUCGGACUGAUAGUUUCUACCGGAAAUGCAACGGUAGCAGGUCCGAUAUCGCUGGGGCUGAUGAAUUUUCUGGGCCUGACAGUCGACUACAUGGUUGUUCAAGUCGGAGAGUUCACCAACAUCGAGGGGAAGACCGCGUUCGUCGACGAUACAAGUGGGGAGAUUCGAUGGAGUGGAUCAUGGGCUAUCAAGCGCGACUACCAGCUUCGAGGCGACUGUUUCCUCCCCCCAUUCCCGUUCACUGACCCCUCAAAACCCAGUUCACCGAAUUUCCCGGUGACCUUCUACCCUCACGGUAACUCGACACAUACGAGCGCGACAGUCGGAGACUCCUUCCAGUUCCUCUUCUCUGGCACUUCAAUCGCCGUCUAUGGCAUCUCGCCUGGAAGCAUCGCCACAGACGACUGGGAGCUCAACAUGACGUUCAACAUCGACGGUACCACUCACACCACAUCGUACACUGCGUCUAUGCAAAAUGGUUUCGUCGCCCCGCAGUUCUUGUACUUCAGCACGACAGUCUCACCAGGGAACCACACAUUAACUGCAACGGUUGUGAAUGUUGCCGGGAGCGCGGCACCUUCUGCACAGAUUGACUAUAUCACUUAUACGCCGGAUUUCGGGACGCCUCAUGAGAGACCCAUAUUGGCCUUCCCACCGAGUCCGUCGUCAAGCUCAUCGCUAUCACCAACCAGUGCAAGUUCACCGUCAUCUUCUGCCACCCCCACACACAGAAAAAAGGCCUCUGCAGGCGUGAUUGGGGGCAGCGUUGUCGGCGCAGUCGUCGGACUGGUCCUGGUCGCAAUUGUCGUUUGGCUAUUGUGGUCCAAGAUGAAAAGGAAACGCGUGGCGCAGCAGCGGGAGGUCGAACCAGAGCCGUUUGUGACACCCAAUAUUCCAGCAAGGCGAGAGAAAGUACCUCCUUCGGAGGCAACUUCGACUUCUGGCGCGGGCCGUAGCUCCGGGUCUGUGGCGGACUCAUCGUCCGCUGCAGGAAUGCAGGAGGGGGCGGCCUCCAUUGACGAGCGGAUGAGGCAGAUGCAGAUCGAGAUAGAAGGUUUCCGGCAUCAAGUGCGCGCUAAUCGUCGGGGUUCACUUGUCUCGACGGCGCCACCAGCUUAUACAGAUGGUGAACGGGUGGAAGAGCGAUAA
Mycena indigotica is the source of this 1509-nucleotide messenger RNA. RefSeq lists its product as uncharacterized. Lineage: Eukaryota; Fungi; Basidiomycota; Agaricomycetes; Agaricales; Mycenaceae. Bases 1 to 1509 code for a protein of 502 amino acids. The transcript has 3 exons. The record is from RefSeq and is a predicted model, not a curated record.